This is a messenger RNA of Porites evermanni, 10803 nucleotides long. NCBI's taxonomy places the organism in Eukaryota, Metazoa, Cnidaria, Anthozoa, Scleractinia, Poritidae. The record is from the annotation of a GenBank genome assembly.
AUGUAUUUGCAUGCAUCGUUUUGUGGCAAGGUAGGGAAAAUACCCAUGGAACAUGAUGACGACCUUGCCUGUGAGAUGGACCCAUUCUGUGGCAGUCACCAACACCCUCUAGGCUGUCCAAAACAAGAACCUCCUGACGGUGUGGAAACAAAUGGUAAAACUAGUGUUGCAAACCAGAAUAACAGCCAGUCAGUUUCUGGAGGAGGAGGAAGUCUAGUGACUGGGGUCCACAAGACCAGUAAUGGAGGAAAGCCUAGAGGUGUCAGCAAUAGCGGCAGUGGAGGUGAUGAUGGCGAUGAUGGCCAAAGACCAAAUGUCCCUGUUGGUGGUUGCCAAGGUGAUAGUCAGUGUUAUAUUGAAGACGAUGAGAAAGAAAAUGAUGGUGAUGAUGAUGAUGAUGGCAAUGACCAGAAUGACAACAAGGAAAAUGAAGUCUCCACUCAUCAUGAAGCAGCUGGUAAGUGAGGCUCAGAAUCAUUGAGUUUAUCCACCAGUUACAUGUUAAGGUUUUGUCCAUAUAAUUAUUAUUAUGGUUUCAUUUCUUAUUUCUAACUCUUUGAUAAUGUGGGUUGGUUGCUUAGGAAGAAAGAAAAAUUGGUGAUAUUUAAAGUUUUUUGAACUUAAACACAAGGUAUUCUUCAAGUUUUUUUUGCUAACAGUGAAAAUAAACCCAUUCAAGAGCACAUGGGCAGUCUACAUGCAAUAACUUAAGCAUAAAUGCUGAAAUCAGGGCAGCUGAUAGCCAAUUACCGGUAGAUUACAACUAUAAUAUGUUAAUAAUAGUACUAUGUACAGUGGAACCUCAAUAUAAUGAACCUCUACAUAACAAAGUCUUUGGUAUAACAAACAAUUUUCUUUACCCCUGCAAUAAUAGUAAAAUAUAUGGAAAAGAACCUCAAUAAUAUAAUGGAACUUUGUCAUAGCGAACAAAUUUUUCCACUUUCUUGCCAUAAUUCUGAAAAUAAUGCUGGGAGAAGGGAGGAUGGGAAAGACGUUGAGGGGGAACUGUGUCAUGACUCUCAAGUAUCAUUGCAAAAUAUUUAAUAUGCUUUAAUAGUCUGAGUAAAUAAUGAUAAUAAUUCUUAUUAAGGUUUGACUUAUUACUUAUUUUUUACAUUGACUGCAACCCUUCUCUUUUAAUUAAUUAAUUAAUUAAUUAAUGUAUAUUUUUUUCUUAGUGUAUUUAUUUAUUAAAUUUUAUUUACUUUUUUAAGACCCCACAAGAAUCGUCAUUUUUGAAGGAGGUGACGUUUCAUGAAAGAAGAAGAAGAAGAAUUAUAAAUGUUAUUGCCUUUUAUAGGUAAUAACCAGAUGGACGUUAAACAGAUGGCAGCUGAUGUGGGUCAAUCUUUUGAAUCAAGAUCAUUUGGAGCAUCAGGAGGGUCACUAAAUUUCACCAGCAAUGAAUCAGGACAGUUAAGCCAAACAAGUAAAGAAUGCCGCAAAAAUGACAGUGAAGUGUCUCAUGUUGUACGUGCUAAGAAAAGAUCUGACCAGGUUAGUUUGUUAUAAAUUAAAAUAAGGUGCUUCUGCUAUGGUAACUACUCAAAAUGUUCUGUUAUCAAAUCUUAUCAAAUCCAAUGUUAAGCAAAGGUAGGGAAUGAUUGUGUGCAGAAAUUGAACACAAACUCAGAAUUUUGUGUGAGACCAAUAUUAUUUCAAUUUCAUCUGAUUCCUUCACCAAAUGAAACUGAUGAAGCAGAAUCCAGGGUUCAUACAGAGUCUUGAAUUCUUGAAAAAGUCUUGAAAUUUGCCCAGCAAUUUCUCUGACCUGGAACAAGUUUGGAAAAUAGAGAGAAAGUCUGGAAAAAUGGUCAAAAGUCUUAAGUUUGUUUUCAAAGCUAUAACAAGUGCUUCAUAGGUUUUUUUUUUUGCGUUUUGGUCAAAUCUUAUUCAAUCUUGCCUGUAAGUUUGCCGUGCAUUGAGAGAAAAGCUUUGUUUCUGUUUUUAAUUAGGUCUGAAUUGAUCACCUAUUUGACAGCCUCGAGUCUGGAAAAAGAAAUUAUUGUUUUGAAGAAAAGUUUGGAAAUAGUCUUGAAUUUUGGAUUCUGUAUGAACCCUGAGAAUCAGACAUUCUAAAAAUCAUUCAAAACAUUUAUGCAGCAAUAGCAAAGAAUUAAUAGUGCAGUGUAAUAAAAAAUUAUAUAGAUAAUUAUGUGUCUGUACACUGCCACUGGAUUCAUUUUGCAGUUCUUUUAGUGUGUUGAUGAUUAUCAUAAUAUUGUUUGAACCCUUGAUGAUUGUUCAACGAAUAAUAAUCAUGAUCAAAUGCCUAGUGGUUAAAGUAUUAAGACGGAAUCGGAAUCAGCCGAUUUUUCCGCGAAUUUGCCCCUGAAAAUCCCGUGAAAUUUUGCUUUUUUUCUGCGAAAUGUCAGGAGCCCUGAGUUAUCUAUAAUAACACCAAAGACUGUGAAAACCCAGGUAAAAUUCUGAAAAUUUCAUGUGUUAGAUGUCAUUUUGUGAAAUUUGACAUUUAUUUUCUCAGGCUGUCAUAAGAAACUUUCUUUGGUGUUAUUACAGAACUAACUAAUAUUACAUCUAUAUAGCCCUUGACAAAUGUAAAAAGAAUGUGAUAUUGUUUAAAUUAUUCUGGUACAAGGUUUUUGUCCACUGAAAAUUAAAAUUACUCAAUUCCCAGAUGGAUUCUGUCUUAACCUUUUCUUUGAUGAUUUACUCAGUUAUCUUUGUGUAAUCAUUAGGAAUUAAAACUUGAUGUCAUUAUGGCCAGGGGAAUCUCACAACCUCAUACUAGCACAUAUCAGGUAAGUGACGAGUUUUAAGCUGUGGCAGAUUUAGUCGUCCAUGUGGCUGUUAUCCUUAUUUACAGUGUAAUAGGCUGUUUGCACUAAGAUGUCAUGUGACAUUGUUUUUAUGAUUAAAAAAAAGUUACAUGAUUUUACCUUUGAAAAACGAUUAGUGGAUUAGUGAAACAAUAAUCUGUUAAUGUUUACAGCACAUCUGAACAUAACUAUCAAAUGUUUAACAAGAUACAAACAAAAAGUAGUUUUAUUUGGCCGCCAUGUUGGAGGGCAAGAUUACAUGUAUGCCAUCCAAUGUGGUGGCCAAUACAAAUCAUACUACUUUGUUGGAAAAAUCAAAGUGCCAUAAAAUAUCUCCCUUAAAAUGUGUUUCCUCUCAAAUUUAGGGUGUAAGAUUAUUGUUAUGUGCUCUGUCAAUUUAUAAUAUCAGCAAGAUUCCAACUCACUGUUUAAAGGGGUGAGCUUAUUUAUGGUUUUGGAUUCAAUAGUUUGGGGAAUUUUUUUUUUGGUGGGGGGCUAAUUUUAAUUAGUUAGUGGCUAAUUUAAGUGGGGUGCUUAUUUGAAGGAGGACACUAAUUUGAGUAUUUACAGUAGCUUAAUGUACACUCAGGUUUUUAUUAUGUAAGUUUAAAAAUAAUAUUCAUCCUAACCUUUAACAUUUAAACCCUAUUAUCUCUAGGCUAUGAACAGUCUUCCAGGAGGGGAUAUAGGGAAAGACGCAGAGGCCAAAGUGCACUUGCAGAAGGCCUUUGCAUGCCGUCAUCGCAACAUGGGUACUUGGGAAGAAUGCAGUGACCUCUCCUGCCAAACAAUCCAGCAACUUUUGGCCCAUUCACAGAAUUGUCACAUGCGCGUAUUAGGAGGUUGUGGCCAUUGUAUUCGUUUCAAGAACAUGUUACUUUCUCAUGCUUCAAGUUGUAAGCUUCCAAGAGGAGCAUGUGUUAUUGAGAAGUGUGAUGACAUCAGGAGGUACAAGGAAAGAACCAACAUUCCUGACAACCGUCACUGGUCCCGCAAGCUUGAUCAACUGUUCUUUAGACCAAGUCCACCUAGAUCACCCACUGUGCUUCAAAAUGAACCUGACUUCUCUCCCAGGGAAGAUGAAACUGAUGAUCAAGUGGAAUCCUCCCAAGGAGACUCCCUUAAUCUGAGCAGCCUUAAAAGUGCCAAUGAGAAUUCUGCAUGGGAAACGCAAGGGGCGUGGAGCCAGUAUCAUCUCGAUCGCCCUCCAGACUUCCCUCAACCAUUUGAAAACAUCCACACCUUGUCAGAAGCAUAUGUAACAGUCGCCCGUGGUCCUGGGGUUGACAUAGAAGACGAUGAGAGCGACACUUCUGCUGCGCCAUUGAGUGCCAUAUGUGUACCGGGAACUAGCCAAGCUGCUGAAAAUAUCAUUCCCAGGCAGGAGAUCAUUUGGCCCCUUAAUAAGGUAAUGAAAUCAACACUUUUAAAUGCUGAGUGAAUUAGUAGUCUAGUCAAGUAGGUUCAAUGAACUCAUUAAACCAACGUUAUAUAUUACUUAUUAACCGAGAGUGAGUUCAUUUCAGGGAAACGGUCAAUACAUCAAGGUCGAGGUCUGAUAUUUUGCUGUAAUGACAGAACGCAAUAUGUUAAUAAGUUAUUCUUUAUAUGCCCUUUUCAUUAUGGACCUGAGCCUGCGAUGAAUUAAAACCAACAACUGAUCUGCAGAUAACUUUAAAAAAAAUGUCACCUCAAUGAGUUGUACACCUGAGCCUGUGAUACAGUCAGGUGACACUGGUCAGUGGAUACCCUUUUUGACAGCUGUCAAUUUACCAUAACAUGGAUGUCCAUAAGGAUGUCCACUAUCAAGUUAAACACAGAUUGUAUAUACCUUGGACACCUACAAACAGCGACAAAAUUGUACUCAAAUAGGGUAACUUCUGAUAAAAAAAGAAUCCACACCCCUCCUCUGUCCCCUCAGCGUGCAAAGAAAGUAGUGUCUGAUAGCCCGGGGCUAGUGAAUUUUGCUAUCGGGCUUACUGAAUAGCUGAAAUGAUGUUUGGGCUAGUAAAUGUUAGCUUCAGCUUGCCUGAAUGGUAAGCUGUAAAAAUGGCUUUCUUUGCACCCUGCCCCUCCAUUCAAAGUUGGGUGUUUGUUGUUUUCUAUAGGUAGCUCAAACAGUGGCACAACAUCGCAGGGAGGGGAUGGGGAAGGAAAAGCUAUAUUUCCCCCUUUUGACGUCAGUUAAACGUAAAUAAAACCAGUUUAGGGUGAAGUGUCUCAACUCAUUUUGUCGCUGAUUGUAGCUAGUAAUGCCAGGUCAUUACAAGAAAACAGCCAAUCAGAGCACGUGAAAUAUUGUAGCCAUAAACCAAUAAUACAUAUUCCAAUGACAAAUACAAUAAAUUAGGGAUAUAUUAAUAAAAAUAUUAUUUCAAUCUUAUUACAGUUUCUAUAGCGCCAAAAUCCCUUGAAUUUUAAGGCACUUUUCUUGUAAAUGUGAAAUUGAAUAUAAUUUUGUGUACAUUAAUGCCCAAAUAAUACAAGUAUAAAGUAUUAAGUGAUCGUUGGGCGGCCAUUUUGAUUAUUUCAUAAACAUAGCCAGCGCUAUUGGGUCAUGUACAUGUGUAAUAUUAGAAAGUGUCCUUUUUCUUCCUUUUUUAUUAUCUUUUUAUUUUAGUUGAGUUAAUACACGAAAUUUAACUAUCUUGUUCUAAAAUAGUUGGUUUUGUAUUAAAUUUUUGUUACACUCAAAUUGUCUGUUGAACAAGUUCACUAAAGAGAAACUUCUAGUAAAACAAGGUUAAAUUAGUCUUUAAAAAACUGCACAAUUUGCAUCAUUUAUCACAUUUAUUAAUCAACCUUUCCUAACGCACAAUAUUCCCUGAAAAUGUUGCAUAAUUUCUGAUUUAUCAUUGUACCCUAUCGGAUAGCCUCCCACGCAGGCGUUUUUGGGGGAGCACGUUUUUCAUCCCUCUCCACAAACGUCUGCUCAACCGAAAAUAACAUUCCUUUCUCAUUGUUUUGUUUUUGCGUGGUAAGUGACCAAUGAACAGUUUUGAAAUAUAGUGUUGACAGGCUAAACGCGACUAAAACGUGACCUUAGACUUACUGUUUUUCUUCUUUUCUUUCCUUCGCUAAGGUUAUGCAGUGCAUGGAGAAUUCUAAAAUUUGACUAAAUCUUGGUUUUGCCGCACUGAAUCUAACAUUUAUUAGAGGUCAGAAAGCUUUCUCAGUGUUUCAUGCAGAUCAAGUAAUUAUUAGAUUACCCUGCGGUCAAGGUCAACUUUCCAGAAUUUGGAAAGUACAAGGUGAUUGGCUAAGCAUGGGAAAGGAAUGUUGUUUUUGGUUGAGCAGGCGUUUGUGGGGAGGUAUGAAAGACGAGCUCCCCUAAAAACGCCUGCGUGGGAGGCUACCUAUCAGAGUAGCCUGAAUAAUUUUAAUAAGUAGUUAUUAAGUCCAUCAUUGAUCUGUAUUUAUCGAUUAUUUUUAGGAAUAUUUGAGUGUUGGUGAGGAUGGAUGUUAUGUGGAGAAGGUCCACUGGGCACGUGAACGUCACAUUGGUGGUGGUUCUUGUGGCCGUUGUUAUCUGUGUAUUGACUUGAACUCCAACUUUCUAUUUGCCAUUAAAGAGGUAAGGCUCAUUUUCCCUAAAUAUCUCUUGUUAUUAUACUUGGUGACUAUGGCUUUUGUGUUUCAUUAUUAUAUUCUUGGUUAAGAUUUCAUUAUAAUCCUAAUCCAUAAGUUAUAAUAGGUGGAAUAUAUGCAUGUGUGAUCGUCUGUGUUAUCACAGUUCUGAGUAGGACUGUUGUUGAUGGUACAUGUACCUGUUGUUUUGACAACCUGUGCGGUAGUCAUCUUCAGAGUUAAAGUGAGUUGUAUCACAUGGUCAUCAACCUAAUUUAUCAUUAAGUCACACUGUUAAGCUGUGAUGUCAUUAGCUAGGAUGACUUUAAAUGUCAUUUGCAAGUUUUCAAUCCAUCGUUUGUCACAGUUAAACAACUGUUUACUUUAUUGUUAGCAGGGUUGUCAAAAGUAGCCGGCUGCUGGUGAAAAUCACCGCCUACUUGGUUAGUAUCGGCCGGCUACUCUGCUUGGCAUUUCUUUACAGAUGGUGUUUUUUAAAUAAAAUAUCCCUGAACUGUCCGCUUGCUUUGACAACUCGGCUGUCUACUUCAAAACUUUCUGACAACCCUGUGUUAGUCAAAUUCGCGGUUAUCUGGAGUCAUUUGUAUGGCCCCAUUAACUCAGUAGAAAAUUCAGUUAUCAUUCCAUCAACGGUUAUGUAUUCAGGACAACACUUACCCGGACGAUUAUACGCCACCUACUUAUGAAAUGUUUCCUAGGUUCAAAACAUUUCUCUUAACUGUUAUUGUUCACUAGAUAUGGUCUUGACUUUGAAAGAAGUGAGGAUUAAACUGCACAUAUACGGCCACUAACUAACGUUACUGUAGCCACUUAUUAUUCGUUCUGCAGGUAUAGGAUAACAGUAACCUACAUGAUUAAAUACGAUAAUACAUGUUACUGAGGAUCAUCUAUUGACUUUCUUGACUAUUUGUAGAUCCCUGAAAGCAGUUUUGACUUCAAUGAAGUGCAGGUUUGGGGUCACCUGUCAGGCCGACACCCAGGCAUUCUGGAGCUGUAUGGAGCUGUAAAGUAUGAUGGAAAAUUCACCAUUUUCAUGGAAUACAUGGAAGGCAAGAAAAUCUCUCUCUGUUAGGAAGAGAAUUUCUUCUUAAUUUUCAAGCUUAAUGUCAACUAAGAAUGUAGGUGCUUAAAAAAUGAAGGGAAAUUUUAGCUACGGUAUUUUUGAAAAGAUUUUAAUCCUGAAUGAUAUUGAAAGAUAUUGGUGGACAAUCAAAAAGUCAUCAAUUAACCUCAUUUCCAUGCAAAUAAAUAUCAUACCAUCAAAUCAGUGGUAUAUUGCUUGCAUCUUCCAAAUAUGGUAUUAGCCAGGGAUGUCACUAAGUCAAGUAGCUGGGUAAAUGCAUGUACAACAAGUAGGUGGGGAAUAAAACAGCUAGGGAUUUCUUUUGGUUCUAUUUUUCUUCUAUUUUUCUAUGAAAGUAGCCCGUGGCCAUGUUCAUGGUAGGCAGGGGAAAUCCCCGGCCCUCGCCUCUUAAUGACAGCCCUGUGGUAAGCACUUUUAAAGGAGCUGCGUAUAAUUUGAACAGUGGGGCUGCCACCAAAUUGAGUGAAACGUAAAGAUAAAUUAAAGCUCCAAACAUGGCAUGCAUGGUCAAACUUGAAGAAAAAUGAUUGAAACAGAUUGUAAUAAUUGUGUUUUUUGAAAACUGGUUAGCCUGGCAGAUUUUCAAAGUUCAUUUUUGUUGUGAACAAAAUAAAAGAUGCUAAAUUUUAAGCUCAGUGAAGCAAAUGUGAAAAUUAAAUGAUCAGCAUGUCACGAGCGUGGGACAAAGAAAAAAUCUGAGUCCCCAACAGGAUUCGAACCUCUGACCCCCAAAACACUGGGUGGGCACUCCAUCCACUUGAGCUACGGAGAACUCAUGGUUCAUAUUUGACAGGCGUCCCGCAUACUGCUAGGAUCAGCGAUGUCGAUGUCAGACUAUGUGAUGAAAGAAAUGAAAGAUCGUAAAUUUUAAGCUUGGUGAAACAAAUGUGAAAAUGAAAUGAUCAGCAUGUCAUGAGGGUGGGACAAAGAAAACAUUGUUGCUUGUAAUGUUUGAAAUAAUGCUUGGGAGACAUAAUAGUUAUUUGACACAGAUCUUCAAUGUUUCAUAGUUGAUAAGAAUGUGUAAUUAAUAUUUUACACAAAAUGAACUGGUCAGCGAGCUGUGACACAGUCCUUUUAACUUAGGUGGCAUUAUUUUCCCAUGAGGUCAUGAGGUUUUGUAAGACAGUCGUAUUUCAAGUUAGCUGUCAUUUUUCUGUUUUUAUUUACAACAGGGGGCUCUGUGGAUCACGUUGGGAAAAUGCAUGAAACUUUGGCAUGCCACAUCUUUUGCAAGGUUCUCUCUGCUGUAGACUUCAUGCAUUCUCAAGGAAUUGUUCAUCGGGACAUUAAAGGUUUGUUAUGGCAGUUACACUACCCUUUACAUUCACAGCAGGUCAAGCUCUUAGUGUUCCCUUAAAGAUUCCAUUCAUGAAUCAACUAGUCAUUGCCAUAACCAGUCUCAAAUUCAAAUCUGCAUUCCUGCAUGCAUAAUGAGCAGUGAAUUUUUUCUCAAUUACUCCUCUGUCUUCCGUCAGAUUGAAAAAUCUUGGAAUGGAUAAAAUGCAGUUGCUUUGAGGACUACAUUUACAUCAAAUUCAAGUAAACUGAGCUGACAGGAAUUUCAUAACUACUUCACAUGUGAAUUCACUGCUCAUUAUGCAUGCAGGAAUACAGAUAUAUAUCUGAAAUCUAUAACUACCAACCGAUUCAACUUUCAGUUAUUAAACUCAUUAAUGCAAUCUUGUGCAAUCUUGGUGGGGGGCGGCUGGUCUUGACCUGGCCUGGCCUGACUAUUAAUCUACCCAAUUUAUAUUAAGGCUCUUCAAUGGGAAUGCAGAAAGGGCUGGAAAACACAGAAUUUGAUGUGGCAACAUCCUGGGCGAUUUAAUAAGAUUUUGCUCCAGAGGCUACCAGAAAUCCAGGUGUACCUUAAACCAGGGUUCUCAUUAAGUCCCAGCUGCCGGCUAAAAAACCAGCUACUUGAAGGUUUGAGCUGUCUACUUCUUGGGAAAAAAGGGUAAAGUGAAAGAGUGAAAGCCUGAAAUUGCCUACAGCACUCAAGCUAUUACCAAGCUGCCUAUAUUUACAUCAUAUAGCUGUCUACUUUAAAACUUAAUGAGAACCCUGCGUAAACACUAUAAGUCAUUUCAGCUGUCAUAAUACCAAUACAUCAACACAACUUUUCAGCUUGAGUCGUGUUUUAGAUUAAACAUGUCAUUUUUGUUUUCAUAGGUGCAAACAUUCUCACUGAUGAAACAGGGGAAAAAGUAAAGUUAGCUGACUUUGGAACAAGUAUUUGGCUUUCAAACGGAUAUCAACAGGAUGACUUUCCUCGAGGAACAGAGCCUUUUAUGGCACCCGAGGUAAUAAUCAUGAUACGUUGCUACUGGUUUUAAUUAUUAUUAUUAAAGCUGAAUCAUUGGAUAUUCAAUUCUAGAGCUCUGAUUGGCUUAGCCAUCAUGGUAUAUGAGACAUUAUACCAUGCUCUCCAAAUAUGGUAACUGUACGUGUGUACGCGUCUGCUCAAAAUUAAAAACAAGCUGAAAAUCGGUUGUUUUUACAAAUGAAGUCGUGAAGAAUUCUCGAUAUUUUGUGGGCGUUUUUAGUAAAACAAUUAUUCCACUCAUGCUUGUAGGAUAUGAGAUGAUUAUAGCCAACUCGGCUCUACGGACCGCGUUGGCUAUCUACCACCUCAUAUCCAACGCGCACUUGUGGAAUAAUUGUUAAUUAUUUACAGUUGAUUGCAGUCAACCUCUGUCCCCUCAAAACCCAAUUGGAAACCUUCCUUACUUAAGGCAGACAGCUCUCAUAAGCAGACACUUGGUCAUAGCCUUAACUGCUUAGAAACAAACACUGCAUUUUUCAAUUUUGACCUUCCUUUUGUGGAUGCAUCUUAAGAACACAUUAGUUUUCUGGGCAGGGUGGAUUGCUGGUUACGAGAGGUUUAACUGAAUAAUCACUUCCCUCGAGGAGCUGUUCAUGAACAACCAAAAAUAAUUAGCGCUGGAAACAUUAAAUUCACCUUUUUCUAAGAUGGACACAAUUGGCAGUUUUUCAGUUAACUUUUUAUGAACUUUAUGAACUUUAUUGAAUUUACAUGGCUCGCGCUACCAAAAUGUUCCUGAAACUAGCACAAGUGACCCUGCUCGAAGGCUUGUUAAUAGCCCUCUUGGUUAUUAUGUGUGGAGACCCAGGUAUUCACAGUAAAAUUUCAUUUGUUUUGCAUGUGAUGCAUCCAUGUACUUUGUAUUGCUUUUUAACCAGGUCUGCCGUAGUGAUCGUCACUCAUUCAGUGCUGAUAUCUGGAGUUCGAUGUGCGUUCUUUAUCAGAUGUUGAAAGGAGUUCAUCCAUGGGAACAAUAUCGCCACUCCGAUCGUCUAGUUUUGUUGUAUAAGGUAAUGCCAUAG